AUGUUUAGCGUCAACGGUUUCUGUGGUAACAAUUCUACCUACUGUGGAACGGGCUGUCAAUCGGACUUCGGUGAAUGUGGUACUGAUGCAGCGACAUCCGCAACAAGCAUAACAUCUGCUCCAAGCGUGCCACCAGCAUCUACCACUGCGGUCCCAACAACAUCUGCAACCAGCGACCCAACAACUACUGCUGCCUCCUCAAGUGGGUCGAAGACGACUGAAAGUACCGGAUUCAAGGUCGGGAUGGCUUUCGUUGGCAUCGCUGCAGCAGGGAUAGUAGGGGGCCUGGUCUUCUUCUUCCUGCGUCGGAGGCGGCGUUCGACGGCACAUCAACAACAGCGCGAGACCGUUGCUAUUGAAAAGGGACCAGAUGACAACGACAAGGCACUUCCACCUCCACCUCCAGUUGCUGAACCGCAGGAACUUAAUUCAAGUCCAGUGCAAGAAAUGUCGACCGAUUAUAAUCGAGCAAGGGAUGAGAAAAAGCCUUUGCACGAUAACCUGCAUGAACUUCAAUGA
Molecule: messenger RNA, 519 nt
Organism: Exophiala bonariae
Lineage: Eukaryota; Fungi; Ascomycota; Eurotiomycetes; Chaetothyriales; Herpotrichiellaceae
Exons: 2
Coding region: 1-519 (172 amino acids)
Molecular function (GO): chitin binding
Source: RefSeq, a predicted model, not a curated record